Molecule: messenger RNA, 741 nt
Organism: Lentinula edodes (shiitake mushroom)
Lineage: Eukaryota; Fungi; Basidiomycota; Agaricomycetes; Agaricales; Omphalotaceae
Product: mediator complex, subunit Med7
Exons: 6
Coding region: 1-741 (246 amino acids)
Biological process (GO): regulation of transcription by RNA polymerase II
Cellular component (GO): mediator complex; core mediator complex
Molecular function (GO): transcription coregulator activity
Source: RefSeq, a predicted model, not a curated record
AUGGACGACGACGACGCUGAGCUCAGAAAUCCUUUCCCUUCUCCUCCAUCUCACUAUACAAAGUACACUUCACAUAAUCUACACCUUCUCAAUCUGCUCAAAGAGCGCGUGCCGGAUACCGACCUUGCCUUCAACCAACAUGAAAUUCUCAAAGAUCAGACGGAUGUUCCCGAUUGGUCUUUAACCCAGCUCGAGAAACCACGCGUGGAUUGGAUUCUCAAAGGGGACGAGCCGUACUACGAUGUGUUCGGUGAUAGGUGGUUUGUCAAAGACAAGAUACCAUCUCUAGCAGAGUUAGGUGGACAACAAUUGUAUCCAGAAGACCCUAACGUUGACAGACGGCCCGCGCUUCAAACAAUCCUUCGUUCUAUGCUUGUCACGUAUUCGAAUUUGACCGGUGCUUUGCUCGCUCCGCCUCCUACUCAAUCUUCAUCUAUGCCCCCGGAAUGGCAGAAACACGUAGAAUGGAUCACUAUUCUUGGUCAGAAUCUCAUGGCUGCUGCAAACGAUUUACGGCCAGUCCAAGCCAGAGGAAAUUUGGAGAUGAUGAUGAAGCGUCAGCUUGAGCUUCGUAAAGACGAAACCAGGGUCAUUCACACGAAAUGCAACGCAUUGGAAGCAAGACUUCUUGAGUUGCGCGCCUCUGCAGAGGACCUAAAACAAAGCACCUCUCCGUCAUCCGAGAAAUUUGCACCUCUCAGCCAAGACGAUCUUCUACGAUGGGCGGAAGAAGCCAGCUGA